This is a messenger RNA of Haliotis rufescens (red abalone), 2865 nucleotides long. RefSeq lists its product as uncharacterized. Bases 130 to 2406 code for a protein of 758 amino acids. The transcript has 15 exons. NCBI's taxonomy places the organism in Eukaryota, Metazoa, Mollusca, Gastropoda, Lepetellida, Haliotidae. The record is from RefSeq and is a predicted model, not a curated record.
UUGAAAUAGAGACGUCACAGUGACCCGGAUUGACACCAGGAUGUCACAGGCUAUAUAAACCAGGAUGAGUAUUCAUUCCACAGUCUUCUAUACUGCUAUCGCAGAAUCACUGCGGACUAUCAUUCAACGAUGCUUACAUUUCAACACACCUUGAAAGGCUUACUUCUGUUAGCCUGUCUCUAUACCUGCUCAGGUGCUCCGUUGACGUGCAACCCUGUGAGGAGCGCAGAAUGUUUCGCCAACUUCAGUCAAGAGAUUAUGAGGGUGGCGUUGCCCCAUCUGGCACAGAAUAUCAGCGUCGCAAACACAAACUUGUCCUUCGUCAGCCAGCUGUGCAGUGAGUACACCCUCACCUACCUGCCCUGCGUCACUCCAGCCCUCGUCGGCUGCCCUGCGUGGAGCUAUAUUACCUACGAGAUGACCAGCGCUGCCGCGGAGUACAUCUGUCACAGCCGUGAAACGGUGGUACGGAGUGCGCUAGAGUGUCUAUCAGUGCCGACAGUCGCGCCUGCAGUCAUGGGAUGCAACGAGGCUGCCCUAGCGUCAACCGAACCGUGCCACCCAGCUUACACUUGGCAGAAGUGCAUAUCUGACGUUACCUCCGACGUUUGUACCGUGUCUUCAAAUGCUGCUUUAAGUGAUGUCAUUGCUCAUAGUCUGCAGCCAAUGUUUGACUUAUAUCCUUGUCAUAAUGACAGCGGUACUUCUGUAACCUCUGAACCCGAACCGGAGAUAACGGGAGAAACAGUUUCUUCUGAACCCGAACCGGAGAUAACGGGAGAAACAGUUUCUUCUGAACCCGAACCAGAAGUGACAAGCACUCCAAGUGAUGUGUGUAACCUGCCAGCCUUCACCAUGUGCAGCGCGGAGCUGAACCAGGAUCUACAGGUGUGGAUGGCAAACGUUAUUCCCGACAUGAUGCUCACCAGAAGCUUUAACUUCUCACAUCUGGACACCCUGUGCAGUGUUCACUACAGGAAAUACAAACAAUGUGUUUGGUCGGUAACCUUGGGAUGUCGCAAGGACUUGAUGCUCUCUCGUGAUAUAAUGGUUUCUGCUUUCGACUUUAUCUGCUCCGCCGACAAAGAAGCACUGAGCAGUACAAUCCCCUGUAUAUCACAACCCAGCGUUGCACAGGGGAUGCAGAGUUGUGCUUAUACAGCAUCAACUUCAGGAGUAUGCAGCUAUACCACGAACUACAAAAAGUGUGUAUCUGACGUCAUUUCCGGCUGUACCUCCUCUGCCAAAGACGUCAUCAACGAUUUAGUUGAUACCCUACUGAAGCCACUGAAGGAGACUUUCCCCUGUGACGUCGACAUCUCCACUGUCCUACCAACGUUUCUUACCUCAACAACAACUAAACCAACAUUCAACACAACAACACGUGUUACCCCAACACCGCAAAUAGUAACCGGGGGCGCCACUGGUACAGGACAAUGUGGUCGUGAGUGCAAGGAUCUGCUGAAUGUGCCAAUUUCACGAAUGCCAACUGCAUUGAUGGCCGGCAACUUCUCCCUCACCAUCUACACAGACGCGUGCCCCUUGUUUGAAAGUUUUCGCCAGUGCAUGGCCGCUCUAUCUGACCCAUGUGAAAUUCCUGCUGUAGAAAAUAGUGUCUUCUCUUCCUUCGAGUACGCCUGUGGGAAAGGUUACAGUGCUAUUAUUGAAUACGACGACUGCUGGGAGAGAACCGACCUCCAGGCCACGUGGACUUCCUGUAUCAACGAGUUCAGUGCCUCGCUGGCCAAUGGAUCACAAGAUGGCUUAUGCAGAUAUUUGGACCGCGUUUCCCUCUGCGUAACGGAAAAGGUUGCAGCCUGUGGACAAGUCCCAGUUGCCAUCGUUACGGAUUACUUCAACGCAUCCACGUACGUUGUCAGGAGACUGUUCAAUUGUUCUCUGGCACAGCCGACCACCAUGGAAACGACAACCAUCCCCGCUGUCCCUACUGCACACUCCAGCUCCCCCACAUCCACUACACCAACCUCCACAUCCACUACACCAGCUUCCACAACCAAUACACCAAACUCCACGACUACCUCACCCGCCUCCACGUCUGUCGCAGCGUCUGUGUCUUCACACCAGAACCAGACAGUGACCACGCCCAAGCUUCCCAUCACCUGCUUCGACUGCAACAGUGGCUACAGCAGCAGCAGAAACACGCAAUGCACCAUCGACGGUCACAUCGCCACCAACCUCGUCGGCAAGACUACCUGCAUGGACCGGUGCUUUGCUAAGACCAACAAAUGGAAUAAGGGAGUGAUUUUCCGCGGCUGCGCAGCAGGAUUCUGGAUGCCGGAAGCCCGUCCCUUGCCUCGUUCUGGAUGUCACAUGAUCCGGGAAGAAAUGUGGUGCUUCUGCGACGGUGAUUUCUGCAAUGACAUGCCCAUGGCAAGAUUCGUUUAAAACACGGGUUUACCUGCGUCCGAUCUCAGACACCACAGUUAAUGUAACACAAGUACCACAACGGUGUUAUGUAUCAGUAUUGUGCAUACCAGCGUGACCUCUUUGUAUAAUAUUAUUAAUACAUGUUGCCAUAGUUUUAUGUACAAUUUGUGACUGUUAAUGCUGUUUAUUACAGUCAAACAGUGAGUUAUAACCGUCAUGAAAUGUCUAAUUUUACAAAGUGAAACUUAGUGAAACUUAGUGAAACUGGCUCUGUAAAAUGUGGUCCGAUCUUGAGUAAUAUGUACAGACUGAAGCACACAGGUGUUUAGAGUAUUGUCGAAUAUAUGUGUUUUUAACGUUCGAUGGAAAUCCCAAUGCAAUACAUGCAUUUACAAAUAUUUUUUUUAUUUGUAUUUCCGAUAUCAUUUUGUGAGAUUUAUUUUUAUUGAGAUUUUACAAUAAAAUAUAUUUUAUAAA